AUGGAGCUUUUCUAUUUUCUGGUUAUCAUUUGUUUGAGUUUCGCUUUCUCCGGGAGAUGCAGUAAUGAUUAUAGCAGGAACGAUUUCCCGGAAGGAUUCGUCUUCGGAUCCGCAAUUUCCGCUUUUCAGUGGGAAGGGGCUGUUGAUGAAGACGGACGGAUGCCUAGUGUAUUGGAUACAGUCACUCACUCUAGUAAUGGAUCUAGCGGAGUUAUAGCUUGUGAUGGGUAUCAUAAGUAUAAAGAGGACGUAAAGCUGAUGUAUGACAUGGGUUUAGAUGCAUUCCGAUUCUCUAUCUCGUGGUCCCGGCUUAUACCAAGUGGAAGAGGUCCUGUGAAUCCAAAGGGUUUACGUUUCUACAAAAAUCUCAUACGAGAGCUCAAAAGACAUGGAAUUGAACCGCAUGUUACAUUGUUACACGAUGAUCUCCCUCAGGCUCUUGAAGAUGAAUACGGAGGAUGGAUUGACCGCAAAAUCAUCGAUGACUUCACCGCUUAUGCGGACGUUUGCUUCAGAGAGUUUGGGAACACAGUGAAAUUCUGGUCAACCAUUAAUGAACCCAAUAUGUUAGCAAUGGUAAGCUAUGGUGUGGGAUUAGUCCCUCAUAUUCAUUGUUCUCCUCCAAAUGGGAUGGUCAACUGCACCAAAGGAAACACUUCAACUGAGCCAUAUAUUGUACUCCAUAACAUGUUGCUUGCACAUGCAUCUACCGCGAGAUUGUAUAAGCAAAAGUAUAAGAAUAAGCAGAAUGGAUCUAUAGGUAUAACCUGUUUCGCAUUCUGGAUGAUUCCUUUUACUAGCUCUGAAGAGGACGCGAUUGCAACUCAGAGAGCCAAAGAUUUCUUAUUAGGCUGGGUUUUGCAUCCGUUGGUGUUUGGGGACUAUCCUAAUGUGAUGAGGAGAAUCGUGGGGAAAAGACUGCCAUGUUUUUCGGAAGAAGAAUCAGAUCUCGUUAAAGACUCAUCCGACUUCUUGGGAGUCAUACACUACAGAACAACGUACACGGCAGACUUAUCCAGCCCCAGCCAAGGAGAUUUUCUUUCGGAUAUGGCUGCAUCAAUAAUCCGUAUGGGUUUCUUUCAUGAGAUCAUUGAUGUGCAUCCAUGGGGUCUUGAAGGAGUGUUGGAAUACAUAAAGCAAAACUAUGGCAAUCCUCCUGUCUACAUUCUCGAAAACGGUCGUCCUACCAACCACCACUCAUCGCUUAAUGAUGUGGGAAGAGUUGAAUACCUUCAUGCUUACAUCGCUGCUGUGCUUAAUUCAGUGAGGAAAGGGUCAGAGACAAGAGGCUACUUCCAGUGGUCAUUCAUGGAUUUGUUUGAGUUUAUCGAUCCCAAUUAUACAUAUGGGUUAUACUAUGUGAAUUUCAGCGAUCCAGAACGUAAGAGAUCUCCUAAAACCUCUGCUUUUUGGUAUUCUUGUUUUCUCAAUGGCACCACCAUUUGUCCACAAGAGCUCAAGAACAUCUCCAUAUCUUCUUCUCCUGGUUUUUCAUCUUCUUAACUAUUCGCAUUCUCC
This is a messenger RNA of Eruca vesicaria subsp. sativa (arugula), 1518 nucleotides long. The record is from the annotation of a GenBank genome assembly. NCBI's taxonomy places the organism in Eukaryota, Viridiplantae, Streptophyta, Magnoliopsida, Brassicales, Brassicaceae.